Molecule: messenger RNA, 4328 nt
Organism: Venturia canescens
Lineage: Eukaryota; Metazoa; Arthropoda; Insecta; Hymenoptera; Ichneumonidae
Product: neurotrimin-like
Exons: 10
Coding region: 553-1869 (438 amino acids)
Cellular component (GO): neuron projection
Source: RefSeq, a predicted model, not a curated record
ACGCGCAAACCUCGCAACACACUGGCUGUGUCACUUGCCCAGGGUUGCAACGGCUCGUAAUUCGCCAUGCGAAAUUGAGUGGAGGAAAGAAAAUAUGAAAAACGGAGAAACAAAGGAUUGUCUGGUUCUGGAGUGACUGUUUCGGAGAAAUUUCUCAUCUGCGAGUGGAAAAAUAAUAAAUUCACGAAUAAAAAAACUAUUCGAUUAAGUCGGAAUGGAAGUUAGUUACGGAGAACGAAUGUUGAUUGAGUUGAUGAAUUUUUAGCAACGACUCGUCAAAUUCAUGGCAGCAUGAAUCGCAGUCGAAUUGCAUUGUGACCAUUGAAUUUUAUGGAACGAGUGAAUCGAGCAAUAAUGAGAAUGCGAAUAACAAUAGUUGGAGUAUCGACGAAUAAUAAACUGUGGAAAAAUUAGUGAAUCAACCGUAACGACUAAUGAAUAAAACACAUUUCACGAAAUUCAAAGAUUCGCGUUCACAACGACAGGAAUAAUAAUAUAAAAUAAUAGAGAAAAAAAAACAUAACGGUUGUGUGGAUUGCAAGCGAUAAAAAAAUGUCGCGAGUUAUCUUGUCAAGCUCUCGUGUGAUCAGCGAGCGUCAACGUCUCGUGCCAUUCCUCGUCCUCGCGACCCUCCUCGUCGGCGUGCGACCUCAAAUCGUCGAACCGAAUUUCAAAGAACCCAUCAAGAACGAGACCGUACCGGUUGGUCGUGAAGCCAUUUUGGCUUGUCUCGUGCAAGACCUCGCGGUUUAUAAGGUGGCCUGGCUGAGGGUCGACACUCAGACGAUCUUGACGAUAGCGAAUCACGUGAUCACGAAGAAUCAUCGAAUAGCUGUGACUCACAGUGAUCACCGCACGUGGUUUCUUCACAUAAGGGAGGUUCGGGAAUCCGAUCGUGGAUGGUACAUGUGUCAGAUCAACACGGAUCCGAUGAAGAGUCAAAACGGAUAUUUGCACGUCGUCGUACCUCCGGACAUAAUCGACGAUCAAACUAGCACAGACAUGGUCGUGAGGGAAGGCAGCAACGUAUCACUCUCCUGUGCUGCAACUGGCUCACCCACUCCGAAUAUAACCUGGCGACGAGAAGACAAUCAAAAGAUCCUUCUCGACAAUGGACUGAAAGUGAGCAGCGUGGAAGGGCCAUACUUGAACAUAACGAAAGUAAAUCGACUCCACAUGGGACCGUACUUGUGUAUAGCGUCGAAUGGCGUUCCACCUUCAGUCAGUAAAAGGAUAAAAUUAAUAGUGCAGUUUACUCCAAUGAUUUGGAUUCAAAACCAGCUGGUAGGUACUGAACUCGGACAACCUGUCACGCUCGAGUGCCACUCCGAGGCGUUUCCAAAAUCGAUAAACUACUGGACGAGGGAUAAGAAUGACAUUGUUGCUCAGGGAGGAAAAUACGACACUGAGCUCAUCGACAACGCGUACAAAGUUCGCAUGAAGUUGACCAUCCACUCCGUAACAGAAAGUGAUUACGGAGCUUAUAAAUGCGUUUCAAGGAAUUCUCUCGGCGACACUGACAGCACUAUCAAGCUUUACCAAAUAUCCUCGUCGGGGGGUUCGCAUCACCCGUUCGGAAAUGGCACGAAAUACAAAGGUAAACUGAAGAAAAACAGUGGGAACCAUUUGCUCGAGGGGAACCAGGACAUGCUGAAAGAGAGAGACUUAAAACUCCGCGGGCGAAAAGACAGUGGCGAAAAUGAGGACGACGAAGAUUACGAGUACUCUUCCGGCGCUGCGAGUCCGAGAAAUUAUUCAGACAGCGGUCUCGUCGCGGUGCUUGGACUUUUCUCCCUCUUUUGCCUUAAUUAUCAUCUUUAUCAUCACCACCAUCAUCAAUCGGAGCUUCGGACUUUUCGCCCCGUUUGAAACAAGGCUCCAUUCACCUUUACAAUCAUUUUAAAUUCACAACACCGAAGACUUUCCUAUCACGAAGCAUAGUAUGAGAGGAGAAAAUAAAAAGGAACGAGGAGGGAGUGAGAAGCUGCGAAAAAAGCUUGGGACUACACUCGUGCGUAAAAUCAUCGUGAAAUGGUAGCUGGGACACGAGGAUGAUCCGUGUCAGGUUAAAUCGCUUCGUACCUUGAUCGUCCAAAACAACAUUUUAUUCGUACUCACUCUGCCUUGAGCAGCAAUAAAAAUUGACGGUGUAUCGAGUGUCCAAUUUUUCAAUGUAAAUAAAUAAAAAGCACUGCCCCGUAGGAGAUUAAGUUUCGUACAAAACUUCGUCGGUUUAGCACGCCCUACAAUAUCGCCAGUGCGGUUUCGACCUUAAGAAUAAAUCCUGAGGUCACGGGAGGAAGGUCAAAUCAAAAUUUUGCAAUCGGAUCAUCAAUUUUUAUCGCAGUUUCUUAUCGCUGAUUCAUUGAAAACACGAAAAUCCCAGAACGAAAAUUGAACACUCUGUACACGUCACAGCUUUUGUCUUGUUCGUUUCAAUUAUCGAGACUCCCGGACAUCAAGAAUGCGGUGUAUCGAAGGCUGUUUAAUAUAUCUGUACGUCGCUGAGAUUAUUAAUUAAUUAUUUAUUUGUAUCGUCGUGCGCAUGGGUGCCUCGUAGGUUCGUGAACGUCUGUUUAAGACACAGAAAGACAAAAAUCUAAUAUAUACGAAUAAUAUAUAAAUGAAUAUAUAAAUAAAUAUCUGUAGCUCGUAAGUAAUAGAUUACAAAAGCUUUAACGACUGUCGAAGACGAGCAGCUUUGAUCGCCUCGAAAAGUGUGUAAUUGUACAAAAAUAAACGUUUGAGAUAAACACGUUUAAUUACAAAACAAAAUAGAAAAGGUUAAUACUUGUGCAGAAACGAUUAAUUUGGACGUGAGCUCGUCGCGAGGAGCAGAAAAAAUGAUUUACGAAAUUUUCUUCCGUUUUACGUCUCCAAAAAACACUUGUGAAAAUCUGCGUCAAAGUCGAGUGAUCUCAGUAGAUGACCAUGGAACUAAUUCUAAGGAGAAUUAAGCAUUUUAUAAAAUCAAAUCGAUUUCAUCGCGUGGAAACUGUUGCACCACAUUCUCCUUUUCUCUCUCUCUCUCUCUCUCUUACCGUUCGUCGGUAAUUCGAAUUCUUACUAUUUUGGUCCUCGGUAACAUUCGUACCGUGAUAAAAUUCUGACUCGAAGCUCUAAACUUUUUCAAAAUAAUAUAAUCCUCCCAGAAAAAUCUUGAUCAGUCAAUGUUUCAAUAAAUAGUGCAAACAUUUCACUAUUCCAGUGUUCAAAACUCUUCGAGCUUUCGCCUUUUCGUAUUAUAAACGUGCAUAACUUUGUUUUUUUAACAAAACUAUGAAUUCUUUUUCUCGUCAUCAGCAUUGUAAAUAUCACGAGCCAUGUCACCAGUCACCUCGAAUUAUUUUGUGACAAAAUUUCCGGAGAGACAAGAUAAAAAAUAUAAAAACGAAUCUGCAUUCUCUUCAUUAGGCAAACGGCUAAAUACGUCGCUCACUGACGUCGUGAAUGAAAAUAAAAGGGCGAAACAAAAGCUCACAAAACAAAACAUAUUUGCUGGGAAAACGUUGAACGUUUUCACCCCAACAAAUCAUGACUGAGAACAUUUUUAUUCUCGCCCUCAUAUCAUGGCUAACUGCCUGAUAACGAAUGAAGUCAAAAUUUAGAGUUUUUUGCCAUUGUUAAAAAAAGUCGCACUAAUUUUCGUUCGUUAGAAAUCGCAGUUAAUGAAUGACGAAUGGAUUGACGAAUGCUUUCGAAUGAUACUUCUGAAAAGUUUCAUUGAUUCUGCGAAAAGUUUCAGAAUGACGGUAGAAAAGAAACGAGAAAAAUAUUCAAUAAAAAACGCUCUCGAUUAGUGGCGAGGUGGACGAAUGAAAUUUUCACAAAGACGCGAACGAUGAACGUUCCACAGUAGAAAAACGAGAUUUAAUGUUAUCAUUAAACAUAUUCGUAUGUACAGGGUCGAAAAUUUGUCAUCAGAACUUAUUUCCUGUUUCCCAACGAUUUUAAUAGCACGGAAUUUUUGCAAAUUUCGAAAUGUCGAUGUUGAAACAGCAAGAAAAAAGGUCGUUCGAACGACCAUCCAAAUUUGCAGCCCUGCAUAUAUGCAAUAUUAAAAAUAAACGAAUAUAACAAAAUUGAGCGCUGUGCUCCCAGUUUGAUUGAUGCAUUUUCGCAAAAUCGUCAGUCAUUGUAAAGCUUCUCGAUGAUAAUAAACUUAAUAACGAUAAUAUCGAAUAAUAAUAAGAAUAAUUAAUGAAAUAAUAAUAGACGAAAUUAUUACGUACCUCCGGAUAAAAUAUAAACACACUAUUAUAUUUGUACAACAACUGACUGUAGAAAAUAAGGGUUGUAAAUAAAAAAAUGUAUUCGAAGAAACUGUA